GAAGAAGAAGGAUCUCGCCACAGCGCGUACGCCCCGGUGCUGGUGAGUCUCCCUCCGCCGCGAACAGGGCGUCGAAGAUGCACGGCUACUACCUCGGCUACCUGCGCACCUCGGGCGGCCAGCUCAAGAUGUUCGAGGUGAUCGUGGGCCUGGUGCAGCUCUUCUACCUGAUGGCCGUCAACUACGACCGCAACCACGACUGGUACGUGCUGCGCAUGGACUUGCUCAUCAUGCUCAUGGGCACGUUCACCGUCGUCUUCGCCGCAUCGUUUCUCCUGCUCACCGUGCUGCUCGGCUCCACAGAGGUUCCCUUCUCGCUUCUCUACCGGCUGCUCUACCUGUCUCUGUGCGUGGUGAUGAUCCCAGCGACGGCUGUGUUCCUCAAGGAGACGCGCAUCCACUCCUCGACGCGGGAGUUAAUCGUGUCGGCCACGGUGUCCAUCUGCUUCUGCAUCGGCCUGCUGGGCAACUUUAUGCUCGCCUACAACCCGACCAUCUUCGAGACCAAGGUCACCCAGAAAGUUUCCAAGGAGAACAAACCGGACGACUCCCAUUGAAUGAUAGACGGUGCUACUCUAUUGUAUUCAUCACUACUCGCCCCCUUAAGGUUUUCUUGUUUUAAAUUUACAUCAAGUAUUACGACUCCAGUC
Molecule: messenger RNA, 650 nt
Organism: Dermacentor albipictus
Lineage: Eukaryota; Metazoa; Arthropoda; Arachnida; Ixodida; Ixodidae
Source: RefSeq, a predicted model, not a curated record